Messenger RNA from Neopsephotus bourkii (Bourke's parrot), 723 nucleotides. RefSeq names its product B9 domain containing 1 (gene B9D1). Lineage: Eukaryota; Metazoa; Chordata; Aves; Psittaciformes; Psittacidae. Gene Ontology annotation, biological process: cilium assembly. Gene Ontology annotation, cellular component: MKS complex. The transcript has 7 exons. The record is from RefSeq and is a predicted model, not a curated record. The coding region runs from base 75 to 695 and encodes 206 amino acids.
GCGGCCGCUGAGGAAGCGUGGCCCCUCCGCCGCGCCGUCCGUACCCAUGGCAACAGCGGAGGCACGGCCCGGGCAUGGCGGCCGCGGGCAGCCCCAGCGUGUUCCUGGUGUCGGUGACCGGGCAGAUCGAGAGCGGGCGGUUCCCGGGGUUCGAUGACCUCUACUGCAAGUUCUGCUUCGUCUACGGCCAGGACUGGGUCCCCACCGCGGGCCUGGAGGAGGGCAUCUCCCAGAUCACCUCCACCAGCGACGUCUCUCCCACCACCCUCGUCUGGAACUUCCCCAUCGACAUCACCUUCAAGAGCACCAACCCAUCGGGCUGGCCCCAGAUUGUUGUCAGCGUCUACGGACCCGACUUCUUUGGCCAUGAUGUGGUCAGAGGGUACGGAGCUGUUCACGUCCCCUUCACCCCUGGGAGGCAUACAAGAACCAUCCCUAUGUUUGUUCCAGAGUCCACGUCCAGGCUGCAGCAGUUUACAAGCUGGUUCACAGGGAGACGUCCAGAAUUUACUGACCCCAGAGUGGUAGCACAGGGAGAAGGGAGAGAAGUGACCAGGGUGCGUUCUCAAGGCUUUGUGACCAUCUCCUUCAACGUAGUGACCAAGGACAUGAAGAAGUUGGGCUACGACGUGACCCCGAGCGACAUGCAGGACCCUUCCCUGGGGCCUCUGACAGAGGGGAUGCACAUGUACUGAGCUGGGCCAUGAGGGCUUCAAAGGCUAA